This is a messenger RNA of Helianthus annuus (common sunflower), 845 nucleotides long. Its product is annotated as equilibrative nucleotide transporter 8-like. The transcript has a single exon. Gene Ontology annotation, molecular function: nucleoside transmembrane transporter activity. The record is from RefSeq and is a predicted model, not a curated record. Gene Ontology annotation, cellular component: plasma membrane. Gene Ontology annotation, biological process: nucleoside transmembrane transport. NCBI's taxonomy places the organism in Eukaryota, Viridiplantae, Streptophyta, Magnoliopsida, Asterales, Asteraceae. Bases 83 to 685 code for a protein of 200 amino acids.
AAUAAUAACAAAGGCAUCACUUCCACACACACGAACGGGUCUCCGAACAAGCACACAGAUCUACUUCACAUUCAGUGCCAUCAUGGUACUUCUAUGCAUCAUAUGCACCAACGUUCUACACAAACUACCGGUGAUCCGAUUCUACCGAAGUAACCGAAAACACAUCGACCCCAUCCAACCCAUGUCAACCCAAUCAAACUUCUGGCAAGUAGUUAAAAAAAUCCGUUAUCUAGUGAUAGCAGUAUUUGCAAUCUACCUAGUGUCACUAUCAAUAUUCCCAGGUUAUUUAAGUGAAAACGUUGCAUCAACUUAUUUUAAAGAUUGGUAUCCUAUAUUACUCAUUACAACUUUUAACGUUGGAGAUUUUGUGGGCAAGUGUUUGACUGCUGUUUAUGUGCCACGUGGCAGUAAGUUGGUGGUUUGGUGGUGUAUGAGUAGGCUGUUGUUUUAUCCACUGUUUGUAGGUUGUGUGUAUGGACCCAAAUGGAUGCAUAGUGAGGGUCCGGUUAUGAGUUUGACCAUGAUGCUUGGUGUGAGCAAUGGGUACUUGACUAGUGUGCUUAUGAUACUUGCACCCAAGUUGGUACCGGUCGAGGAGUCCGAGGUGGUUGGGAUCGCUAUGCAGACGUUUUUGGUGGUUGGGUUGGUCGUGGGUUCGGCGCUUGGUUGGUUGUGGAACCUUUGAGCUAGUAUUCAUUGGUUAUAACUUAUGUCACGAAUUAAUAAAACUAGUUUUGUUUCAAUAUUCAAGCCGAGUGUCUCACUGAAAGUAGCAUCACUAUUCCUAUGGAGUAGAAGUAAGACUGUCUAUAUCUUACCUUCCUUAGACCCUAUCUUAGCAUUGC